AUGGAGGAACUUCUCUGCGUCGAGGAAUCGUCUUGGCGUGGUGGGUACGGAAGUAGGAGAGCGGCGUCCGGUAGCGCGAUAAAGUGCUCACCGUCCUGGCAACCCGAGCGAGUGGUUCGGGGAGCGGUAGCAUCCAUCAGGUCGGUUGGGCGCCAACAAAUAUUUCUUCUUCGACGUCGGCGGAACCAUUUCGAGAAAGCUAACAUAUGUAAACGAACAAUUUCGUUCCGGUACUUCAUUAUUAGCUGCAGCUGCUGGUUUUCCUUUUCCUUUAAUAAACACUCAUCCAUACCAAGUAGUAAAAACAACUCAAGAACAAAAAGUGCUAGAGGUGGCAACAUUGUGUGCUUGAGAGGAGGAAAUAUCUCAGUCCAAACCAGUGCUCCUCAAACCACUACUGAUGCAGCUGUGGCUUUUGGCAGGCAGAGCUUCCCUCCUGGCUUUGCUUUUGGUGCUGCCACUGCUGCUUAUCAGAUAGAAGGAGCUUGGAAUGAAGGAGGGAGAGGGCCAAGCAUUUGGGACACUUUCGCCCAACAACACCCUGAAAAAAUUGAAGAAGGGAGCAAUGGAAAUAUUGGCGUGGAUUCAUAUCAUCGAUACAAAGAAGACGUGAAGCUGUUGAAGGAUAUGAACUUAGAUUCUUAUAGAUUCUCCAUUUCAUGGUCAAGGAUUCUACCAAAGGGAUCACUGAAAGGUGGCAUUAAUCAAGAAGGAAUCAAUUACUACAACAAUCUCAUCAAUGAAUUAAUCAAAAAUGGCAUCACACCUUAUGUCACACUGUUUCAUUGGGAUGUACCUCAAGCUCUUGAGGAUGAAUAUGGAGGCUUUCUCAAUAAAAAGAUAAUGUUUGAUUUUAAAGACUAUUGUGAAAUUUGUUUCAAAGAGUUCGGAGACAGAGUUAAGCAUUGGAUAACAUUGAAUGAGCCGUGGAGUUUCAGUAGUAUGGGAUACGGUCUUGGACGGCACGCGCCUGGACGGUGCUCGCAGUUCCUUGGUUGCUCAGUCGGUAAUUCAAUCAUUGAGCCUUAUAUUGUCACGCAUAAUUUAUUGCUCGCUCACGGAGCUGCUGCUCGACUUUACAAAGACAAGUAUCAGACAACCCAAGGAGGACAAGUUGGGAUCACUUUGGUUUGUAUGUGGUAUCAUCCUUACGACCAGUCACACAAACAUGUCGAGGCGGCAACCCGAGCUUUGGAUUUCAUGCUUGCAUGGUACUUGGAUCCAUUGUUGCAUGGUGAUUAUCCAUUUAACAUGAAAGCUAUAGUGAGGGAUAGACUGCCUACAUUCAGUAAAGAAGAAGCAGAUAUGAUAAAAGGAUCAUAUGAUUUCAUCGGUAUCAAUUACUAUACUGCGAGAUAUGCCCGUGAAGUUCCAUAUUCUCAUGAUUCACCUCCUUUCCUCCACAUCAAUGAAUCAUAUGCCGAACAAUUAGAGGCGAAAGAUGGGGUUCCUAUUGGUGAAUCGAAUGGAAGCUGGAUUUAUGUGUAUCCGAGAGGACUCAGAGACCUACUGUUAUAUAUAAAGAGGAGAUAUGAAAACCCGGCAAUCUACAUUACUGAGAAUGGAAUUAGCAAUGUUGACAAGUCUGAUAUUCCGAAGGAGGAAGCUCUGGCUGAUGAAAUGAGAAAGAACUACCUUGCAGUUCAUCUAGCUGAAAUUUGUGAUGCCAUAAGGGAGGGAGCAAAUGUGAAGGGAUACUUUGCUUGGUCUCUAAUGGACAACUAUGAAUGGGAGAAAGGUUACACGGAGAGGUUUGGGCUCAAUUAUGUUGACUACAACACCUUGGAACGCACACCAAAAGACUCUGCAAAAUGGUUCUCUAAAUUCAUGCAGCCAAAGCCUCAAAACUAGCCUCCAUUAGUUACUACUAAUGUAAUAAUGGAUGAAUGUUGUACUAUCUUUGUCUCUCUUCUUAAUGCACUGGUUAUGCUGUUUGUUUCUUCAAAAUUAGUGGACUAUCCUUAUUUAAGUCACGGAUUGCCGCCUUGUCUGUACUGUCACGUGGUGAAUUAUGAUGGGUGCAUUCAAAUUAAA
This is a messenger RNA of Dioscorea cayenensis subsp. rotundata (Guinea yam), 2034 nucleotides long. RefSeq names its product furostanol glycoside 26-O-beta-glucosidase-like. Gene Ontology annotation, molecular function: beta-glucosidase activity. The transcript has 14 exons. The coding region runs from base 1 to 1851 and encodes 616 amino acids. Gene Ontology annotation, biological process: carbohydrate metabolic process. Lineage: Eukaryota; Viridiplantae; Streptophyta; Magnoliopsida; Dioscoreales; Dioscoreaceae. The record is from RefSeq and is a predicted model, not a curated record.